Aethalodelphis obliquidens (Pacific white-sided dolphin) is the source of this 1836-nucleotide messenger RNA. RefSeq names its product deleted in malignant brain tumors 1 (gene DMBT1). The transcript has 8 exons. The record is from RefSeq and is a predicted model, not a curated record. NCBI's taxonomy places the organism in Eukaryota, Metazoa, Chordata, Mammalia, Artiodactyla, Delphinidae. The annotation marks the transcript as partial.
GCAGGCCCAGAAAUCUACUCUACUACCACAGAUCCUGUUUCCACCCCCACCCGCCCAGCCACAAAUUAUUCCUGUGGAGGCUUCCUGUCCCAACCUUCAGGGAGCUUUUCCAGCCCAUUCUACCCUGGGAAGUAUCCGAACAAUGCCAAGUGUGUGUGGGACAUCGAAGUUCAGAACAACUACCGUGUGACUCUGGUCUUCAGAGACGUCCAGCUUGAAGGCGGCUGUAACUACGAUUAUAUUGAAGUGUUUGACGGCCCUUACCACAGCUCCCCUCUGCUCGCCCGGGUUUGUGAUGGGGCAAGGGGCUCCUUCACCUCGUCAUCCAACUUCAUGUCCAUUCGCUUCAUCAGCGACGGCAGCGUCAAGAUGAGAGGGUUCCAGGCUGAAUACUACUCCAGCCUUUCCCCUGGGAGCACAAAGCUGCUUUGCCUGCAGAAUCACAUGCGAGCCAGUGUGAGCGUGGGCUACCUCCAGUCCCUGGGCUACUCUGCCAGGGACCUUGUCAUUCCCGGCUGGAACAGGAACUACCGGUGUCGGCCCCAGAUUACUUCGAGCCAGGUGACCUUCACAGUUCCCUACUCUGGCUGUGGCACCAUCGAGCAGGUGGAUAAUGAUACCAUCACCUACUCCAACUCCCUCAAAGCAGCUGUUUCGCGUGGCAUCAUCAAGAGGAGGAAGGACCUCAACAUUUACGUCAGCUGCAAAAUGCUCCAGAACACCUGGGUUAACACGAUGUACAUUGCUAAUGACACCCUCGAGGUCAAGAACAUACAAUACAGCAAUUUUGACAUGAACAUUUCCUUUUAUACAUCCUCUUCGUUCUUAUAUCCCGUGACCAGCAGCCCAUACUAUGUGGACCUGAACCAGGAUUUGUACCUUCAGGCUGAAAUCCUCCAUUCUAACGCCUCCCUGGCCUUAUUUGUGGACACCUGUGUGGCGUCACCAUCUCGCGAUGACUUUACAUCUUUGACUUAUGAUCUCAUCCGGAGUGGGUGUGUGAAGGAUGAAACCUACCGAUCCUACCACCAGCCCUCACCCAACGUCCUCCGCUUCAAGUUCAAUUCCUUCCACUUCCUGAGCCGCUUCCCCUCCGUGUACCUGAAGUGCAAGAUGGUCGUGUGCAGGGCAUACGAUGCCUCAUCCCGCUGCAGCAGAGGCUGCAUCGUGAGGGCCAAGAGGGGCGUGGGCUCCUACCAGGAGAAGGUGGAUGUCGCCCUGGGACCCAUCCAGCUGCAGGUCCCGCAUGCUGAGAAGAGGAGCCUGGACCGGACAGAGGUUGACCUGGAAGAGGAGGCCAGCGCCCAGGGGAGCUACCACAGCACCACCAUCCUUGCUGGGGUCUUCCUGGUUGUGCUCUUGGCUGUAGCAGCCUUCACAUUGGGGAGGAGCACCCGUGCUGCCCAUGGCCAGCGUCUGAGCUCUAGGAUGUGAAGCAGGAGAUAACGCGUGAUGCUCAGACACAGGCCCCCAUGCUCUGGAGCCCGUGAGAGGAGGGAAGAAACCAGUGUCCAGAGCUUGGCACAUAGAGCACCCAACUCUGGCCCAGGUGCACAGUGGUGGGUGGUGGAGGAGGGGGUGAGAAAGAUGGGAGCAGGUUUUCCCAGAAACACAGACUUGGUGCUGGGACAAAAUGUCAGUCAAGCAGGUGCUGGAACCUGAAAUCCCACGUGAGGCAGUGAGCCACACGCUAGAAGCAGCAGCGCUUUUUCUAGAUAGAAUUUCUUUUCUGACUUUUUAUGAACCAGCUUCUUUGGCCUGUGGUGUAUAUCUUAGUGUAUAUCUUAGCCUUUUCUUAUUAUAGGACAAGCCAAAUAAAGAACUUUUUCAAAGCAA